This is a messenger RNA of Lycium ferocissimum, 1363 nucleotides long. Its product is annotated as cyclin-dependent kinase inhibitor 1-like. The coding region runs from base 542 to 1093 and encodes 183 amino acids. Gene Ontology annotation, cellular component: nucleus. Gene Ontology annotation, biological process: negative regulation of cyclin-dependent protein serine/threonine kinase activity. The record is from RefSeq and is a predicted model, not a curated record. The transcript has 4 exons. Gene Ontology annotation, molecular function: cyclin-dependent protein serine/threonine kinase inhibitor activity. Lineage: Eukaryota; Viridiplantae; Streptophyta; Magnoliopsida; Solanales; Solanaceae.
GACGUCAGAAUCCCUUUACGGUAAGGAAAAAGAAGCGUCACAGAUAGAGCUAUGGACCACAAGACGAAGCGACCAAUAUUAGGAACCGAGUGGAAUGAUUAAACGGAAUGCGUCUAUCAUUAUUAUCACCAUCACCGUCUCUAACACUUCCUCUCUCCCCACACUACUGAACAAACAAGAUAUCCUCAGUCAGAUCGUACGAUUCUGGUGUGCCAAAAUUCUGCAUUUCUCCGAGUUUAUAUAGUAACAAACAAUUCUUGUCCGUCGAAGAGAAAAAGAGAAGAAUGUUGUAACUUGUUGGAGUUUAUCACGUACAAUUUGACUUCAAUGAAGAGAGAACUAUCAAAAUUUUAGUGAAAGUUAAUAGCAGGAAAACGAGUCAGUUCCUCAAAUCUCCAUCGAUCCAAGUUGUAGAAGUAACUCUGUAAAGUAAUUUUUAAAUCUUCGGACAAUAAGUCAUCAAAUGUUUCCAAAAAAAUCCAUUUUUAGACAUAAGACCCCUUUAACCCAUUUUUAAGUGCAAGUCGAAGGGAACUGGAUUAUGGAGGUAGCCGUGAAGAUGACAAAGAAGAGGAAGAUGUGUGAUGGUGAUUUGGAGAGGUCACCAACUGUAGCUCGCGUUAGAAGUCGUCACUCUGGAGUCUUGGUUGCACUGGCGAGUUUAGAGUCUCCAGUGAGCGAGCUCAGUUCCAACGGAAACACUGUUUUGAGUAAACCGGCUGUGGGUUCUAACUUUGAUGACGCUUUGGCAUCUUGCUUUGCAGAUAACAAUGGAUCAAGCGAUAUCAGCUCCAAGUUUAUAGAUCUGGAUGGCGACAGUGUGAAAAUUGCAAACAGUAAUUCAGAGGUCAGAAAAAGCGUCCUUCUAUCCAGCGAAUGUAAAGUUCACAAACUGGAGACAACACCGAGACGACAACAUGCUAAGCCUCGCUGCCUAUUUACGGAGACAACAAUGCCCUCCGAGGUUGAUCAGCUUGAUGAGUUUUUUGCUGCAGCCGAGAAAGAUCUCCAUAAACGAUUUGCAGAAAAAUACAACUUUGACUUUGCUAAGGAGGAGCCAUUGGAAGGUCGCUAUGAAUGGAUUCGACAAUGAAACCAUGAAAAUGAAUCCGCAAGACCAACGCAAUAUUUUAGGGCUAAGACCAUAACAAUAGCAGCAGUUCUAAUUUGUUGGUAGUCCAGUGACAGUGGUUCUAGUAUUUCCAAGUAUAUUUGACCGUUUCCGCUUAUUAAUAGUUCUCUUUUUUUGUUCUGUUACUUAUGGCUUUGUGAUUUUGGUUUCCAUAGAGGGCGGGAGUUUGGACGGUAUGCGUACAGAAGCAGUUAGUAUUUGUCUGAAUAAGAGCUCUUCUUCUUGUUCUCA